This is a messenger RNA of Argentina anserina (silverweed cinquefoil), 2482 nucleotides long. RefSeq names its product protein INVOLVED IN DE NOVO 2. Lineage: Eukaryota; Viridiplantae; Streptophyta; Magnoliopsida; Rosales; Rosaceae. The transcript is spliced from 8 exons. Gene Ontology annotation, biological process: gene silencing by siRNA-directed DNA methylation. The record is from RefSeq and is a predicted model, not a curated record. The coding region runs from base 160 to 2103 and encodes 647 amino acids.
AUAGCCCUUUGUGAUUUUCACUGACCACCAAAACAAACCAACCCAAUAAACCCAGUGGUUCUUCUCUCCAAGUCAGACUGUGACUGUGACCCAGUCUUCCUUCUCUUCCGGAGCUCCGAUUCUCUCUCAGGUUGCUGCUGCAUUUUAAUUACAGCGGAAAUGGGGAGUUUGGAGUUAGAUCAUAGCUCUGACGAGGAUACAGAUAUGAGUGACUCGGAAUUGGAUGAGGAGGUAGAACAGUAUCUUGAAGAGCUGAAGAAUGGGAAGCACAUGGUGAAAGGUGGGGAGGGGAUAUUUAUGUGCCCCUUCUGCCAGAGGAAGAGGAAGCGGGAUUUUAAUUUAAAGGACCUGCUCCAACAUGCUUCUGGGGUGGGAAAGAGUAAUUCAGACAAGAGAAGCUCGGAGGAGAAGGCCAAGCACUUGGCUUUGACAAAAUAUUUGGAAAACCACCUAGUAGCUGAAGCUGGUCCAUCCAAAUCUGUGGCUGAGGAUGAACCCCCAGUCGAUUGUGACCAGGAUGAAAAGUUUGUGUGGCCUUGGGUGGGGGUUGUGGCCAAUAUCCCGACCAGACGAGCAAAUGAUGGGAGAUUCGUAGGAGAAAGUGGAUCCAAGCUGAGAGAUGAGUAUAUAAGGAGAGGGUUCAAUCCCACCAGAGUUCAUCCUCUAUGGAAUUUUAGGGGUCACUCAGGAAGUGCUAUUGUGGAAUUUAAGAAAGAUUGGCAUGGUUACUACAAUGCUAUGGCUUUUGAGGGGGCUUAUGAGGCAGAACGUCACGGAAAAAAGGACUGGUUUGCUACUGGUGACCAAAAAUCUGGUCUCUAUGCUUGGGUUGCCCGUAGUGACGACUACAAAGCCAACAAUAUAGUUGGAGAGCACCUCCGUAAGAUUGGAGAUCUUAAAUCUAUACCUGAAAUUAUGGAGGAAGAAGCCAGGAAGCAGAGUAGUCUAGUAUCUAAUCUGACAAGUAUUAUAGAGGACAAGAACAAGGAUUUGGAAGAGAUGGAGCUGAAAUGCAAUGAAACUACAAGUGCAAUUAAGAGUGUAAUCAAUGAGAAAGAUAAGCUUGUACAGGCUUACAAUGAAGAUAUUAAAAAAAUCCAAGUAAGUGCACAGGAGCACUUUAAGAGGAUUUUUAAUGACCACCAGAAACUCAAAUUGCAGUUGGAAUCCCAAAAGAAAGAGCUUGAAUCGCAUAUAGAACAAAUGGAGCAGCGUGCUGCAGAUAACGAAAGUGAAAGUAGAAAGCUUGCUGAGGAGAUUGAAAAGAAUUCCGUGAAAAAUUGUUCUCUUCAAUUGGCUGCUGCAGAGCAAGUGAAAGCUAAUGAUAAUUUAUUGAAACUGGCUGAAGAUCAGAAGAGGGAGAAGGAGGAGCUCCAUAAGAAAAUAAUUAAACUGGAGAAGGACCUGGAUACAAAGCAAGCACUUGAAUUACAAAUUGAGCAACUAAGAGGGAAUGUAAAUGUUGUAAGGAGCAUGGGAGAUGAUGGUGAUGCUGAAGUGUUGAAAAAGGUAGACACAAUGUUGAAAGAUAUGAGCGAAAAGGAAGGUGAACUUGAAGAUUUAGAAGCUUUAAAUCAAACUCUAAUUGUAAAGGAGCGUAAGAGCAAUGAUGAGCUGCAGGAUGCUCGAAAGGAACUGAUAAAUGGUCUGAAAGAAUUAGACACGUCCAAUGGUGCUCAAAUUGGUAUUAAAAGAUUGGGAGAGCUCAACAAGAAACCAUUCCUAGAAGCAAUGAGGAGAAAGUACAAGUAUAAUGUGGAGGAAGCUGAAGACAAGGCCGAAGAGCUUCGUAUUUUGUGGCAAGAAUAUCUCAGAGAGCCAGAAUGGCAUCCCUUUAAAGUUAUUUCAGCGAAAGGAGGACACAAGGAAAUUAUAAAUGGAGAUGAUGUGAGAUUGAAACGCUUGAAGGAUGAAUUGGGUAAUGAUGCCUAUAAUGCUGUAACUUCAGCUUUAAUGGAGAUAAACCAAUACAAUCCCAGUGGGAGGUAUAUAACUGAAGAAUUGUGGCACCAUGGUUACGGACGACAGGCUACACUGAAAGAGGGAGCUGCAUAUAUUCUGAAGGAAUGGAAACAGAAGAAACAGCGAUUGGAUAUGGACUAAAGCUGGCUGAAUGCUGAAUAUGGUAAGCAAGAUGGCUUCUCCAGACGCAGAUGACUGAAUAAACUCUUCCAGCCCUAUGUUCAGUCCUAAGGUCUCACUGGUAGUUCUCACCAGCAGCAGCAAAGCUGUAUUUCAUUUCAAUAAGAUGUAAUCAUUUGUUGAGUCGAUGAACUUAUCUCUACUUUCAAGUAUUAAUAAAACCGUAUAUGGGAACUAUUAUACUGACCCAAUAUGGACGGUACAGUUGUUCCCAACCUCUUAUUUGAACUCUUAGUCUCCAAGAAAACCAUUAGCUUUCACAUGUUUGUUUAUACCUCGGUCAUCAUUUCGGUUGUAUCAGUAUCAGUAGGUGUGCUAAUAAAUCAUCACUUUGCAAACU